Manis javanica (Malayan pangolin) is the source of this 1714-nucleotide messenger RNA. NCBI's taxonomy places the organism in Eukaryota, Metazoa, Chordata, Mammalia, Pholidota, Manidae. The record is from RefSeq and is a predicted model, not a curated record.
GCCUUGCAACACGGCUCCUUCCCGGGUUGUUGCCAACUUCGCUGGGCUCUGGCUUCCUCCAGCAGCACCAUGUCACUCUCAGCGUGCACCUCUGGGCUGCCCCGAUGGCCGUCUUCGCAGAGUGGGACAUCAGGCCAAGCCAGGGGCACAUCCGUUUCCAGUGUUGGAAGUGCUUGUACGGGAAGGGCCUUUGGCUUUGGAGGCAGCUAUGGCGGAGGCUUUUCAGCUGCUUCCAUGUUUGGUGCUGGUUCUGGCUUUGGGGGAGGCUCUGCAAGUUCCUUUGUUGGAGCACUGGGCUCAGCUUACGGGGGAGUCCUGGCAGGUGGCUUUGGAGGCCUGGGGAUUGGAUAUGGGGGAUGCCCAACAGGUGGCUCUCCAGGUAUCCUGUCUGGCAAUGAUGGAGGCCUUCUUUCUGGAUCAGAAAAGGAAACCAUGCAAAAUCUUAAUGAUAGAUUGGCUUCCUACCUGGAUAAGGUUCGAGCUCUGGAAGAGGCUAAUACUGAGCUAGAAAACAAAAUUCGAGAAUGGUAUGAAACACAAGUAUCUGGAACUGAAGACCCUGGGUCACAGAAUGACUACAAUAAAUAUUAUCCUUUGAUUGAAGACCUGAGGAAUAAGAUCAUUUCUGCCAGCAUGGGAAAUGCCCAGCUCAUCUUGCAGAUCGACAAUGCAAGACUGGCAGCUGAAGACUUCAGAAUGAAGGAGCUCCAAAGCUUCCGGGCAGGCAGCCCAGGCCAGGUCAGCGUAGAAAUGGACGCUGCCCCCGGAGUGGACCUCACCAGACUCCUCAAUGACAUGAGGGCGCAGUAUGAGGCCAUCGCUGAGCAGAAUCGUAAGGACGCAGAAGCCUGGUUCGUUGAAAAGAGCGGGGAGCUCAGGAGGGAGAUCAGCACCAACAAUGAGCAGCUUCAGUUCAGCAGGAGCGAGGUCACCGACCUGAGGCGCUCACUGCAAAACCUGGACAUCGAGCUCCAGAGUCAGCUCGCCAUGAAGAAAUCCCUGGAGGACUCGCUGGCCGAAGCCGAGGGCGACUACUGCGGCCAGCUGUCCCAGGUGCAGCAGCUCAUCGGCAGCCUGGAGGAGCAGCUGCUCCAGGUGCGCGCAGACGCCGAGCGCCAGAACGCCGAACAAGAGCGGCUGCUGAACGUCAAGGCCCGCCUGGAGCUGGAGAUUGAGACCUACCGCUGCCUGCUGGACACCGACGCCCCAAGUGAUGGUUUGGAUGAAAGUUCAUCUGAGACAGGCUCCAAAUCUCAAGCACAGUCAAUUGAUUCCUCUAAAGACCCAAGCAAAACCCGAAAAAUCAAGACUAUUGUGCAGGAAGUGGUGAAUGGUGAGGUGGUCGCAUCCCAAGUUCAGGAAGUUGAAGAACUCAUAUAAAAUUUCACAAGCUCUGCCCCAUAAUUGGUUCCUUAGGCACAAGAAAUUUACAAGUAGAAAUUAUUUCUCUCAGAGUAAGAUGCUAUAUUAGUUCACUCUCUAUUUUUGCCUGUUUCAUUUUCUUUGAAUUCCCUCCUGGAGUCCUUUUGCCCUUUAAUCACAAGUCAUUGUGGUCAUGUUAGUCUUUAUAACAAACCAAAAUUGCCUUAUACCUUUCUGGACCUUGAGUAAUCUUUUAGUUAACUUUCUUCUAGUGACCUGGAACAUGUUUUAAAUCAUGGGACUUUGAUCACAUAGUAUUGUCUCAAUAAAGAUGAAUGAUAAUCAUGUGAAA